Molecule: messenger RNA, 2160 nt
Organism: Caenorhabditis remanei
Lineage: Eukaryota; Metazoa; Nematoda; Chromadorea; Rhabditida; Rhabditidae
Exons: 11
Coding region: 1-2160 (719 amino acids)
Biological process (GO): L-histidine catabolic process
Cellular component (GO): cytoplasm
Molecular function (GO): histidine ammonia-lyase activity
Source: RefSeq, a predicted model, not a curated record
AUGACCGUCGACAGCCGUAAAAAGGUGCAGCCCGAAGAGGACUGUGAAGACGUGACUAAACAGUUCCCGCCUCUUCUUACCUCAUUCUUGAUUGAACAGUCGUCGACGACUGGCAGCGAAAAGAUGCGUCUCCAAGUUCAAAUUGGUACUGAAUGUGUGGUUGUUCCAUGCAAACCCGAAGAUACUGUCCACACUGUGGCUCUGAAAUCUGUCGAAAAACUUCGUCGCCUUCGUCCAAAGCUUCCACUAGCUGAUAAUUACUUCGAAGUCCGCCGAACCAUUGGAAACUCACUUCUUGAUCCAGAAGACUUGGUUUCUGAUGUUUUAAAGGAUAGUGAUUUCAUUAUUGUUGCCGCCACUAUCGAAGAGACCGAAGAUGCCAAAGAAGCCAAGAAACAAGAGGAAAUCGACAAUGCCAGAGCUGAGCUUGAGAAAAUUGACCACCGGAGAAGAAAAGUCUCUUUUGCUGACUCUUUGGCUCCUAUGGUUCUGGCCCCACCAACUAGACUGAUCAUUCUUGACGGAAACAGUCUUCUACCGGCAGAUCUUGUUAGAUGCGAGAAAGGAGAGUGUGCUAUCCAACUAUCAAUGGAAGCAGAGGAUCGUAUCAGAAAAGCAAGAACGUUUCUUGAAAAAAUUGCUUCGGAACAUCGAGCUGUUUAUGGUGUAACCACUGGUUUCGGAACAUUUUCCAAUGUCACCAUCCCGCCAGAGAAGCUCAAAAAACUCCAGCUCAACUUGAUUCGCUCUCAUGCAACUGGAUAUGGAGAGCCACUUGCUCCAAACAGAGCUCGUAUGCUUCUAGCUCUUCGAAUCAAUAUUCUCGCCAAAGGUCACAGUGGAAUUUCAGUCCCUAACAUUAAAAAGAUGAUUGCUGCGUUUAAUGCGUUCUGUGUUUCUUAUGUUCCACAACAAGGAACCGUUGGAUGUUCUGGAGAUUUGUGUCCAUUGGCUCAUUUGGCUCUUGGUCUUCUUGGAGAAGGAAAGAUGUGGAGUCCAACUACUGGAUGGCAACCAGCUGAUGUAGUUCUUAAGAAAAACAAUCUGGAGCCUUUAGAGUUAGGUCCAAAGGAAGGGUUGGCAUUGAUCAAUGGAACCCAAAUGGUCACAGCUCUUGGAGCUUAUACACUGGAAAGAGCCAAUAACAUUGCUCGACAGGCAGAUGUGAUUGCUGCUUUGUCAUUGGACGUUUUGAAAGGAACCACCAGAGCUUAUGACCCAGAUAUUCAUAGAAUCCGCCCUCAUCGUGGUCAAAAUUUAUCUGCUCUCCGUCUCCGUGCUCUUCUUCACUCCGAAGCAAACCCAUCUCAAAUUGCCGAAUCUCAUCGCAAUUGUAGAAAGGUUCAAGAUGCAUAUACUCUCCGCUGUGUGCCACAAGUGCAUGGAGUUGUACAUGACACAAUUGAGUUUGUUCGCGAAAUAAUCACCACUGAAAUGAACUCUGCCACUGAUAACCCACUGGUUUUUGCUGACCGAGAGGAAAUUAUUAGUGGUGGAAACUUCCAUGGAGAGUACCCAGCCAAAGCACUUGACUACUUGGCUAUCGCAGUUGCUGAGUUGGCUCAAAUGAGUGAACGUCGUUUGGAAAGACUUGUUAACAAGGAGCUCAGCGGUCUUCCAACAUUCUUAACCCCUGACGGCGGUCUUAACUCUGGUUUCAUGACUGUUCAAUUGUGUGCCGCCAGUUUGGUGUCCGAAAAUAAAGUUCUAUGCCAUCCAUCUUCGGUCGACAGCAUUCCGACCAGCUGCAACCAGGAGGAUCACGUCAGCAUGGGAGGGUUCGCAGCACGCAAAGCGCUAACUGUAGUUGAACAUGUUGAAGCUGUUCUUGCCAUGGAACUAUUGGCAGCUUGCCAAGGAAUUGAGUUCCUUAAGCCACUCAUGUCCACUGCUCCACUUCACAAAGUCUACACUCUUGUUCGUUCUGUGGCACCACCACUCAACGAAGAUCGCUACAUGAAACCAGAAAUCGAUGCUGUUAUUGAGAUGAUUCGUGAGAACCGUAUCUGGGAGACUGUCUUGCCUCAUCUGGAGACACUGGAGGCUAUGGAAGAGCUUGACCCAGAUGCACUCCGCCAAUUUACCAAGACUCCAACUGGAAUUGUCCAGGAUCGUUCUAUUAUCCCAAUUUCUGAUGACGAAGACAGCCAUUCUGAAUAA